This is a messenger RNA of Guillardia theta CCMP2712, 225 nucleotides long. RefSeq lists its product as hypothetical. Gene Ontology annotation, molecular function: protein dimerization activity; RNA polymerase II cis-regulatory region sequence-specific DNA binding; DNA-binding transcription factor activity, RNA polymerase II-specific. The annotation marks the transcript as partial. The transcript has a single exon. Gene Ontology annotation, biological process: positive regulation of transcription by RNA polymerase II. The record is from RefSeq and is a predicted model, not a curated record. NCBI's taxonomy places the organism in Eukaryota, Cryptophyceae, Pyrenomonadales, Geminigeraceae.
AUGGGGAAGAGGAAGAUCAAAGUAGAGAAGAUCAAGGACGAUCGCACGCGCCUUGCCACGUUCCAGAAGCGAAAGAUGGGGCUGAUCAAGAAAGCCAUGGAGCUCUCCGUGCUGUGCGAGGUGGAGGUUGCUCUAGUGAUCUUCGGUGCCCCCACCCAGACGUGCAAGCAAGGGAAGCUCUGCCAGUACUCGUCCAAGGACAUUGACCUCCUUCUCACUAAGUUU